UUGGGAAUUAAACCCCAAUACUGAAAACUGAAAAGCGAAAACCUCACAUCACAACCUCUACUACCUCAACUUGUUCUACGGCACGCUGCCCUAAAAUAUCGACGCUGAGUUUUGAUUUUCCCUUUCCCGACGAAUCAUGCCGGAUGUACAAUCCAUGGUCGAUGAAUUCGUAAUCAAGCUCAGGAAACGUAAAAUCGAGGGAUCAAAGGCCACGGCGAAGCUAACGGCGGAAUUGCUUCGUUCGUUUAUAUCUCAACAGCGGCUUCCCAACAGUAACCAGGCCGGUGCUCUUAUCGAUGCCGUUAAGUCUGUUGGUGAGAAACUCAUUGCUGCAAAUCCUGUCGAGUUGGCGGUUGGAAAUGUUGUACGGCGUGUUCUGCAUAUCAUACGUGAAGAAGACCUCUCUCUAGCUACUGCGGCAGUUGGUGGGUUGACUUUGGCAGGUGAAAGUGACGAUGAAGGUGACACUGAACAGGAUGAUCAUCCUGUUCUCUCAGCAACUGCUGUAGCUGCUGCUGCAAGAAAUGCAUUAAGGCCGCCUUCUUUGCAGACUCUCCUUGAGGACGUACCUCACUCUGCAGCUGUUCCUCACGCCUCUUCUUCUGGAGGUGAUUCUGAAGGAAAAAGCAAAUCUGCUGAUAGAAAUUCAUCAACUCGGAAACUAAAGCACAAUGUCAUUGAGUCGGUUAAUGAUCUCAUUCGAGAAAUUUCCUCUUGCCAUGAAGGGAUUGCUGAACAAGCAGUGGAACAUAUACAUCAGAAUGAGGUAAUCUUGACUUUAGGCAGUUCAAGGACAGUGCUGGAAUUUCUAUGUGCUGCAAAGGAGAAAAAGCGGUCAUUCCGUGUGUUUGUUGCUGAAGGUGCUCCAAGGUAUCAGGGGCAUGCUUUAGCGAAAGAAUUGGCUGCAAGGGGGCUGCAAACAACAGUUAUUACUGAUUCUGCAGUUUUUGCGAUGAUAUCCAGAGUCAACAUGGUAAUAGUUGGAGCACAUGCUGUCAUGGCUAAUGGUGGGGUUAUAGCACCUGUUGGGUUGAAUAUGGUGGCCCUAGCAGCUCAAAAGCAUGCCGUCCCUUUUGUUGUACUCGCUGGGGUUCAUAAGUUAUGUCCUCUGUACCCACACAACCCUGAGGUAUUAUUGAAUGAAUUGAAGUCUCCAUCUGAGCUGCUGGACUUUGGAGAGUUCUCAGAUUGCUUGGACUUUGGGAUUGACACUGGCUCACCACUUCUUCAUGUUGUCAAUCCGGCAUUUGAUUAUGUGCCUCCAAAUUUUGUUAGCCUAUUUAUUACUGACACAGGUGGUCACAACCCUUCCUACAUAUACCGUCUCAUUGCUGAUUAUUACUCUGCUGAUGAUUUAGUUGUACGGCGAAAACCAGCUUCUUGAGUUCAGUUCUUAGCCAACUCUUUUUCUGGAAACAUGUUGUGGAAUUAGCUUAGAUGAUGAAGUUCUCAAAGUGGGGCAAUGAGUGGGAAGGGAUUAGAGCUCUUUAGAAGCUUGCGGGAAGCAACUGAUGUGUAGAGGAAGAGUACAUACAAUAGAAAAUUGAAAAUGUUGGGCUGAUUUUAAUCCCCUUCCUUUUGAUCUGCCACUACGAGAAUAGUAGAUGAUGUUGAAGUAAUUAAGUUUCUAUUGCACCACAGAGGAGUGAGCAUAUUGGGCAUCUUUACAUAUUUUUACUUAAAUCUGCUUUUAAACUCUCAAAUGUGGCUUGUUCAAGAUGAGAUGAAGAUCAGUCUGUUAUAACUGCUGAUACCGAUGAUGGCUGUUAAUUACGCCAAGAAAAACCCUCGACUUUUAAAAUUCUAUUCUAUUCAAGGUCUUUUCAUUGGGGGGUAUAAUUUUCAUAUUCACUUAACUUUAUUUUAAUAGAUAUGGUAAUGAAUAAUGAUAGGUUGAUUGUCUCGUUACUAGUUACAGGAGCUAUGAAAUGCAUAAGAGUUAA
Molecule: messenger RNA, 1943 nt
Organism: Striga asiatica
Lineage: Eukaryota; Viridiplantae; Streptophyta; Magnoliopsida; Lamiales; Orobanchaceae
Source: the annotation of a GenBank genome assembly